CAUACUCUAGAAUCUUCUCUUCAACUCAACCAGCGUAGUUAACAAUACAAAUCUCUCUCUCUCUCUCUCUCUCUCUCUCUCUCUCUCUCUACCGUAUCUUAUACAUAUGCUUUGACGCAUCAGCUUCUCCUAUCAUCACAUGAAAAACAAAAUCACUGUAUAGAGUAGUAAUAUAAACUAAGUUUUGUACAGUUACAUCUACUAGAACGAAUCUUGAUCUUUGAAAUUGAACUUCUUAAAGCAAGAUCGGAGAUCACCGGAUUCAGAUUCAGAUUCAGAUAACAUGGGCGGAGUUGGAGCAGCAGCACCGAACACGGAGGUUCAAUACACCACGGCGAAGAUUUCCGUAUGGUGGGAUAUAGAAAACUGUCACGUUCCCAAGGGUUUCGAUCCUCACCAAAUAGCACAGAAUAUCAGUUCAGCGCUUGUUCGGAUGAACUUCUGCGGCCCCGUUUCGAUCUCUUCCUACGGCGAUACAACUAGGAUUCCCGCGUCUGUUCAGCAUGCUCUCUCCAGCACCGGAAUUUCCCUCAAUCAUGUUCCUGCUGGUGUGAAAGAUGCAAGUGAUAAGAAGAUCCUUGUCGACAUGCUGUUUUGGGCAGUGGACAACCCUGCACCUGCAAACUAUUUAUUGAUUUCAGGUGAUCGAGAUUUCUCUAAUGCCCUCCAUCAAUUGCGAAUGAGGAGGUAUAAUAUUCUUCUUGCACAACCUCAAAAAGCAUCUGCUCCCCUAGUCGCAGCUGCUAAGAACGUAUGGCUUUGGACUAGUCUCUUAUCCGGAGGACCUCCGUUAUCUAAUGGAGAAUCACAACAGCUUGGUAAUGGUAGUCUCCUAUCAUCUUCUGAAACUUUACAAGUUCCUGUAUCAAAUGCCACUCAGACACAACAACAAGGGGGUCCCUACUCUGAAGUUCAUCCUGGAAAUUCAAAAUAUCAAAAUGGAGGAAGGGGGUUUGAUUCUAGAUAUCAGGGGAGGCCGAAUUGGAGAAACCCGAAUCAACCUAAUGGGUCCAAAGCCAUGAGUCCACCUCCAGUUGGACCUCAAGAUAACCGUAAUAACGUAAACAAUUAUCGACCUGGCAACUAUAAUCCAAAUGCUCCUCAUAGCGGCCCUGCCAUGAAUUUUGUCCGCGCCAAUUCUGAUCAGUUAUGGAGCAAUAAUGGCCAUCAACAUCCUUAUUCCCAACCAUUAAGACCGAACGACUUCCCAUUGCAGCCUCCUUUUGCACCUAGUAAUUCAUUUUCUCCAAAUUCCCAUACUUUUGCAACUACACCGGUGCCACCUAGGACUAGUGGCCCCAAUUUCGGUACAGGAUCAAAUACACCUGUGCCAAACAUUGGUAAUCUGAACAUUUCUGGUCAUCCUAAUAAUGCUCAUAACCCCCGUACUGUUCCGCAACGGAGUGGAGAGUUGAAACCUAAUCCUAAGGGUACUCCACUUCUGGUAAGAUCAACGAAUGAACAAAAUGGACAUAUGGUGCAUAGCAGUAGCACGCAAGGCUAUCCACAUGGUCCACCAGAAUAUCAACCUACAUCGUCGGCAGCAAUGGGUAAUAAUAAUAAACUUCCUGCUAAUGGUAAGUGGGGAUCUUCAGGAAUUUCUAAACCUUCUGAAUAUGUACAAGGCCUUAUAGGGGUUGUAUUACUUGCCCUUAACUCACUAAAAAAUGCAAAGAUGAUGCCGACUGAGAAAAAUAUUACUGAUAGCAUCCGUUAUGGAGAUUCCAAGCAUCGCAACACUGAUGUUAAGAAGGCUCUGGAGAGUGCAAUGGAGCAGCAGAUGGUGGUGAAACAGAAUUUAGGUGCUCUGACGUUGUAUGUAGGUAAGAAUGAUAAACUUUGGAAAUGUGUAAAUCCUUUAGGUGGAAAUCCUAAACAGCACUCAAAAGAAAUUUGGGAUGAAAUUCAAAAUUUUUUAACAACCCCUGCUGGAAGAUCAGCAAUAAUGGGUACACAGUGCAAGUAUGAAGCAGGUAUGGUGAUAAAGAACAUGUGCUUUAAAGAUCUUGCUUUGGGCGAUGUCCUUCAGAUAUUGAAUAUGUUGAUUCUCCAUAAAAAAUGGAUAGUUCAUCAGCAGUCUGGCUGGCAACCACUCAUCCUUACUCUUCCUGAGUCAAAUCUCGAUUCAGGGGUCACCGCUGGUGCAUAGCAGCACCCCGAUUAUGGUAAUGGAAACUUGAAAGGCACCAGAGAAGACUCAUAAAAGUAAUUGAAUAUAUCCCGAGCCAGUUGGACCAGUAAUUACUCGAAUAAUUCUCGUUUUUCUCGUAUGAGUCAAACCAUAGGUAGUGUAAUGUUGAACUUUAGUAUUCAAGUAUAAUUAGUAUUUUUUUUGUUAAUCAACACCUUCAGUUCGUCUUGGGAGAGAAGUAAAAAACAGAAAUAUUAAAGCAGCAUUUUGAUGAUACCCGAAAAAUACCAAAUACUACAGUUUGGGAUGGUUGUUGACGUUACUACUAUGUCCUGCAAUAUAUCACAGUGGAUCUAUCUUGGAAUUACUUUUCGCAUGUCUAAGGCUUCUGCUCAACUUCAGUCUUCCUACAAAGUUACUUGGUUCCUUUUAGUGAUAUAUUUGAUAAAUGUCCGAGAUAUUAGUUAGAUUCAUUUUUCCUGAAGUGAUAUGGACCUUCAAUCUAGUUCCGUAACCAACACUGGUGCUGUUUGUUUAUCAUUUAAGAAAUGAUCUUCCAAGUCAGAUUCUCCAGGGUGGUUUGUGAAUUGGAAAUCCAGAAUCUUUUCCAUAUGAGGCUAUGUCUUCAAAGUUUCAAAGUUGUUGUAAGGUUAAUUGCUCAAAAGAGAUUGCUUAACAAAAUUGGAACUGCACUCAAACUCCUACAUGAAGCUCUUAAGUUGUUAUCUGAACACAAAUACAAGGUAUGUUUAUUAUGAUGGAAUUUGGUUAUGAGAAAUCACAUUUAUACAGUUUUCAACAUGAUUCAAAGCCGGUGAAAUAGUGCAUCCCAUUGCAUAUCUUGUUGCCGAUGGUGCACAUAUGAUGUUGAAUUAUUUGUUUGGAAUUGGCUUUUGGAUGUCUGACUCAAUAUGCUGAAUUUGCUGAUUCAGACGCGAAUUGAUCUCUGGUCUUUCUGCUUUCUAUUGCCUUUUAAUGUUGGUAACUGCAAGUAUAACCCGCAUUUAAAUUUGCAUUGUACUUGUAUUAGUUGUUUAAUACUCUUAGUCUUGAUGUUUGGAAUAUCGUUAUAAAUGUAUUCGGAACUAAAACAUCGAUCAAUUUGUUUGAUCUGAUUUGUAGUCAAAACGUUGUUAUUACAAGUUUUCUCUAGUAAUGGUUUUUACCAUUUCAUUACAA
Messenger RNA from Lathyrus oleraceus (garden pea), 3310 nucleotides. RefSeq lists its product as uncharacterized. The record is from RefSeq and is a predicted model, not a curated record. Gene Ontology annotation, cellular component: peroxisome. NCBI's taxonomy places the organism in Eukaryota, Viridiplantae, Streptophyta, Magnoliopsida, Fabales, Fabaceae. Gene Ontology annotation, biological process: regulation of gene expression. The coding region runs from base 284 to 2149 and encodes 621 amino acids. Gene Ontology annotation, molecular function: RNA nuclease activity. The transcript has 3 exons.